AUGAAAGAAAGAGAAGGAAAAAGUUAUGGUAAAAAUGAGAAAAUUUAUGUAAUUUAUGAUGAAAUAUAUGAUAUAUAUAUAAAGGAAAAAAAGAAAAAAAAUUGUUAUUGUAAAAUUUUGAGAUUUUUAAAUCCAUCAGUAUUAAUAUUAAAAGUAUUAAGUGAAAUAUAUAAUUUAAAAGAUAGAAUAGAAUAUAUCUCAUGUAGUUCUUUUCAAAUGGUGAAGGAACAUACUUAUAUUAAUGGAGAAAAAAAAGGUAUUUAUGAAACAUUGCUAAUUUUAUAUUCAAUAAAUAAAAGUAAUUUAAAAAUAAAUAAUAAUAUAAAUAUAUUUAAUGACUCCUUAAUAAAAAAUGUAGAUACUGAUAUUAUAGACUUAAACAUGUAUCAUAUUUUAAAUGAAUUUAAUGACAUUUAUGAAUACUUAUUAAUUAUAUAUAAAAACUGUUAUGAAAAUUAUACAAAAAAGUUUUUUAUAAAUAAAGACUACAAUUUAAUAAAGGGAUAUAUCAAACUGCAAAAAUUCAAAAAAUAUGUACUGAAGAAAUAUAAAAAUAUAUCCUUCGAUACAAUACUAAAUAAAUUUAUUAAAUUGUUAAAUUUAUUCACAAAACUAAAGAACAAUUAUAAGCAAAUAGAAUGUAUUAUAUUUUAUGUAUAUUUCUAUAUCUUUUUAAAUAUACCUAUAUAUUUUUAUCCAUGGAAUAAUAUUAGUGAUAAUCUAAAUAAAAAAAUAUUCAAAGAUGGAAAUGUCAAUAUGAUUACUAAUAUAAUUGAAAAAAACAAAAAUAACUUUUUUUCUUGUAUUCUAAAUAGGACAGAAGGAACAAGUGACUAUUUCGAAACAUAUGAAUUUAACAUAGCUUUAUUCAUCAAUAAUGAACAAGAAAAAAAUAAUGAAAUUUCAUUAAAUCAAGAUAAAAUGAUGCCUAAAGAUUUAUACAACAAUUUAUUUUGUAAAAAUAAUAAAUAUUUUAUUAAUUUGAGUGAAUAUAACAUAUUAAAAGAAAUAGGUUAUAAUUCAUUAAAACAAUUUUAUAUACCACAUUUUUAUUAUUUAAUAAUUUUAAAAAAAUUUCUUAUUUUUAAUAAGAAAAUGCAAAUAAUGCAAUAUUUGUUUCAUAUUUUAACAAAAUCUUUAAUUAAAAUAGAUGAAUACUAUAAAAAUAACAUAAAAAGGUAA
Messenger RNA from Plasmodium gallinaceum, 1182 nucleotides. Its product is annotated as conserved Plasmodium protein, unknown function. The record is from RefSeq and is a predicted model, not a curated record. Bases 1 to 1182 code for a protein of 393 amino acids. NCBI's taxonomy places the organism in Eukaryota, Apicomplexa, Aconoidasida, Haemosporida, Plasmodiidae. The transcript has a single exon.